GGGUGCACUUGACGGUGACAGUAAGGCAGGAGCGGGAAUAGCCGGAGAGCUGAGGCAGGUAAAAGUGUGUAUGUGUGUGUGUGUGCGUGUUUGUAUGAUGAGACAGAAAGGGGUAACGGCGUGAGAAGAGAGGGAGAGAGGUGAAAGGAGGACAAAGCAGACGAGUGAGAGUUGGAAAAACAGAAGAGAUAACAAAAGGAGGAAAGGAUGUCGGAGCGGGUAGCUUCGUGUGGGAGCCUGUAUGACAGCACCAACCUGCUGCUACAGUACUGCAACAACGAUGACACUGUGUCGGCGAGCAGCAACAUGGACAUGGAGGACCGGGUGUCUCACCUGGAGCAGAGGCUGCAGUUACAAGAGGACGAGAUCCAGCUGCUUAAGGCGGCUCUGGCUGAUGCCCUGCGCCGGCUCGGCUAUUGCGAGGAGCAGAGCCAAGGGAAGCAACUAGUAGGCGUUCAUGCUGGGAGGAGAUCUCUGGCCACUACAGCUGCAGCACCACCUACCAAGGUGCGACAGCUCCUGCAGGCUCUUCCCUCCCGACCUCUGAGUAACGGCUACAUUCAACAGAAACGUCUCCUUUCUUCGCCUUCAUCUCCAAAGAAAGAGGUGCUACAGUCUAUAAAGAGAAAGAGUAUGUCCACAGAGCGUCUCACCCUGGUGAGGAGAGAGAUGGGGGCGGAGAGUCGGAGUCGAACAACAUCCUCCAGCAGCUCCUCUGGUGGCAAAAGUGUAUCCAGGCCUGUUACCUACUAUUCCCAGGACGGCUACGUGAGGAUGUUCCUCCGCGGCCGUCCCGUCACCAUGCACGUCCCAGACCAGCAGAAGGGGACUUACAGCCUUGACCAGAAGGUGGCGCUGCCUGACCAUAAACUCAAACUGCAGUGGGUUUAUGGCUACCGUGGUCGUGACUGCCGCUCCAACCUGUACCUGCUUCCCACGGGAGAGAUUGUCUACUUCAAUGCUUCAGUGGUGGUGCUGUACAACACAGAGGAGCAGCAGCAGAGACACUACCUGGGCCACAACGAUGAUGUCAAAUGCCUGAGUGUGCAUCCUGACAUGGUUACCAUAGCAACAGGACAAGUGGCUGGAAACUCUAAAGAUGGAAAGCUGCUGGCUCCCCAUGUUCGCGUCUGGGAUUCUGUGAGCCUCAACACGCUCCAUGUGCUUGGAAUGGGAGUGUUCGAUAGAGCGGUCACCUGUGUGGCUUUCUCAAAGUCGAAUGGCGGCACCUUCCUUUGCGCUGUGGAUGAUGCCAACGAUCACAUCUUGUCAGUCUGGAACUGGCAGAAGGAGAAGCAGCUGGCUGAAGUCAAGUGCUCCAAUGACUCUGUGCUGGCCGCUGUGUUUCAUCCCAUGGACACCAACCUGAUUGUUACCUGUGGAAAAUCUCACAUCAACUUCUGGACCAUGGAGGGGAACACUCUCACCAAGAGACAGGGCCUGUUUGAGAAACACGAGAAACCAAAGUAUGUGUUGUGUGUGGCAUUCGCUGAGAAUGGAGACGCCAUCACAGGAGACUCCAGUGGGAACCUCUACAUCUGGGCCAAAGGUGGUACCCGCAUCAGCCAGGUGGUGUCAGGGGCGCACGAAGGCGGCAUUUUCUCAGUGUGUGUUCUCAAGGACGGCACCAUGGUGUCUGGAGGGGGGAAAGACCGCAAGGUGGUGCUGUGGGACCACGAUUACAGAAAAAAGGCAACGAUGGAGGUGGGAGAGUCCUUCGGUCCUGUUCGGGCUCUGGCUGACGGUAAACCCGGAGAACUCUUUGUUGGAACCACCAAGAAUGCAAUCAUCAGAGCUGCCUUCCCUGAUACAUUAACGCCUAUUGUGCAGGGUCACACCGAUGAGCUGUGGGGUCUGGACAUCCAUCCCACCAUGGAGCAGUUUGUUACCUGCUCACAGGACAAACAAGUUCACCUCUGGGAUGCCCACUCCCACCAGCCCCUGUGGAGCAAGACCAUCGAGGAUCCAGGGAGGUCUGCAGGCUUCCAUCCCAGCGGGGCUGUUCUGGCUGUGGGGACCAUGACUGGAAAGUGGUUGGUGCUGGACACUGACACCCGGGAUCUUGUUUCUAUGCACACAGAUGGCAAUGAGAUCAUUUCCAAUGUCAAGUACUCUCCGGACGGCAACUUCCUGGCUGUGGCUUCCCAUGAUAACUUUGUUUACAUCUAUGCUGUAACUGAAAACGGCCGAAAGUACAGCCGUGUGGGGAAAUGCACUGCUCCGAGUCAAGAAUACGGUGGCCAUAGCAGUCACGUGACCAACGUUGCCUUCCUGCACGAUGACAGUCACCUGAUCUCCACUGGUGGGAAGGACACCAGCAUCCUGCAGUGGGUGGUUGCCUAGGCAAAGUUAUACACCUGCAUCUCUGACUUCCACUGGAAUCCCGUCUGACCCUCGUCACAUCUUCUUCACCUCAUCUUUAUCCUCGGGCUACCACGGGGCAGCACCUCCUCUGUGCCUACUGGAGUUUAAUAAAGUAAAGAAAAGAAAAAAUGCACCACCGUAACUUGAGAAACCCAGAGAUGUGACACCAAAUGAGUAUCACUGGAAUAGUUUAAAGUGUACUGCUGUUUCUUAUAGACUGUAGACAAAUUACUUGUUGUAAUGGAGGAAAUAUUAACUUUUACCAUUUAAAAAAAAAAAAAAUCAACUACUGCAAAUCCACCUCAUCUGACGACACAAUAAAUCUGCAAUUUUCCAUUAAUACUAACUGGGCCUGAACUCUUUCAACCCUUUAAAGGGAAGUACAUCUGUUCUAAAUUACAAGCCUGUCAGCAAGGUUAGGAUCAUGUAUACUGCAGUUUGUUAACCAUUUUAAAUGCAUGCAACACAAUGAGGGUGAAAGAUGUAAUAAGAUUUUAGGGUUUAACAUGAUGGUAUUUUUCAGACGUUGGUUUCCAUAAAGUGUAUGUUUCUUGAAACUUGUUUGGGGUAUAUAAACUAACACAAUACAAAAAUAAAGGAGGCGUGACAAGUUGAACUGAGGUACUUGGAUAAAGUUUUUCAUAUCAAAUUUAAACCAAAUUUAUUUAGUGCUGUAAAAUAGCCAUGAUUUGUAAUAACGGAAUUAAAACAUGAACCUUU
Molecule: messenger RNA, 3084 nt
Organism: Neolamprologus brichardi
Lineage: Eukaryota; Metazoa; Chordata; Actinopteri; Cichliformes; Cichlidae
Source: RefSeq, a predicted model, not a curated record